CCCAGGGCAGGCAGGGGGAUGUUCCCCUUGCCCUGGUUCCCACGGACCGGCCGUGCUGCCGCUCCUCUCCAGCCAAAAGCAGCCGCAGCCGCACUCGAGCCCAUCCCUCGCUCGUCACCGCCGCAGGAGGUGAAGCCCAGCAGGGCUGACAAUGGGAACGGGAGGGAGGGCCGGGGCAAGGACGCGCAGCUCGGGGUGCCCAGCCCUCCCCACGGCUGGCACGGUGGGUGCUGCCCUGCCCUGCCCUCCCUCUCUCCCAAAGGCCCUGUGCCUCCCCUCGUGACUGCGAUAAACAUUACACCGAGGCCAUUAAUGUUUAAUGAGGUUUGUCUCCCAAUUAAUGCGCCUUCCCGUGGGUGCCCACUCGCAGAGCGAGGCGCCCGCCGGACACGCCGAGGCCAUGGGUGACGGUAAGGACAGCCACCCCUGUGGGGACACCGUGCGAGGGGCAGCACCGCUCCCUCCCGCCGCGGGGAAAGCUCUCCGUGGGGAUUUGGGGUGGGCAGACGUGGGGUUGGAUGCUCAGAGCUCCACAGCCCCGUGGCACACGAUGCUGGGCUUCUCCUCGGGGUGAUUCCUCCUUCCGAGGCAGAGGCUGGGCUGGUGCGGGUGCUGCAGGGGAGGUGGCUGGAGCGGUGACACGGUGACUGACACGGUGACGAGCUCGCUAGCAUGGAGGGGGCUGUUGGGGUGCAUCUGGUGCGAGGUGUGAGCCUCAGGCGUUGUUCCUGUGCACUGAGGGGACAGAGCCACUGCUGGGGCCCUGCAGGCAGUGCCAUCUCCCGAGGGAGUGGGGCUGGUCCCUGCUGCAGCUGCACCUGGAACUCCAAGGCUCCCGAGCAUCCUGCAAGUGCAUCCCGUGGAUUUGCCAAGGCCCUUAAAGCUCCCGGGGUCAGACCCAGGAGUUUCCUGGCUCAGCUGCGUGCCAGGGAAGUCACAGCACUGUCACUUGCACUCCUCGACCCUGGUCUGUCCCACCUCCACACGGUGAGGACACAGUCCCCACUGGAGUUUCUCCUCUUUGCAGAGCAAGUGCCCGAGCAGGGCCAGGACAGGUUCAGCUACGACUAUGACACAAUCCGUAACGGGGGGCUGAUCUUCGCCGUGGUGGCUUUUGUGAUCGGGCUCAUCAUCCUCAGCCAGCGGUUCCACUGCGGAGGGAGGAAGAAGAGGAGGCAGGGGAGCGAGGACCAGCUGUAGGUGCAGAGCCGCAGUGCCACCACGGAGGCAGAGCUCCAGCCGAAACCCAGGAGCCCUGGCCAGUGGCCACCCCUCACCCCGCUCCAGUGGAUCCAUUACCCCGCAAGGCCAGAACGCAAAUUACCCUCGUGCUUCCCCUCUCUUAGACCCAGCAAGAGUUCCUUGGCUAAUAAAGUUCAAGCUC
Messenger RNA from Taeniopygia guttata (zebra finch), 1384 nucleotides. The record is from RefSeq and is a predicted model, not a curated record. NCBI's taxonomy places the organism in Eukaryota, Metazoa, Chordata, Aves, Passeriformes, Estrildidae.